Molecule: messenger RNA, 5576 nt
Organism: Saccharomycodes ludwigii
Lineage: Eukaryota; Fungi; Ascomycota; Saccharomycetes; Saccharomycodales; Saccharomycodaceae
Exons: 1
Biological process (GO): flocculation
Source: RefSeq, a predicted model, not a curated record
UUGAGACUCCAGAAGUUGAAGGUACUACUACCACUUACACACCAUGGACCGGUACAUACACAUCUACUAUUGGUACCAGUGUUACCACCAGUGUUGGUGCAGAUGGUAUUACAACCACCUCUACUAUCUACACAGUUGAGACUCCAGAAGUUGAAGGCACUACUACUACUUACACACCAUGGACCGGUACAUACACUUCCACUAUUGGUACCAGUGUUACCACCAGUGUUGGUUCAGAUGGUAUUCCAACAACCUCUACUAUCUACACAGUUGAGACUCCAGAAGUUGAAGGUACUACUACUACUUACACACCAUGGACCGGUACAUACACUUCCACUAUUGGUACCAGUGUUACCACCAGUAUUGGAUCAGAUGGUAUUACAACCACCUCUACUAUCUACACAGUUGAGACUCCAGAAGUUGAAGGUACUACUACUACCUACACACCAUGGACCGGUACAUACACUUCCACUAUUGGUACCAGUGUUACCACCAGUGUUGGUUCAGAUGGUAUUCCAACUACUUCCACCAUCUACACAGUUGAGACUCCAGAAGUUGAAGGUACUACUACCACUUACACACCAUGGACUGGUACAUACACUUCCACUAUUGGUACCAGUGUUACCACCAGUGUUGGUUCAGAUGGUAUUCCAACUACCUCCACUAUCUACACAGUUGAGACUCCAGAAGUUGAAGGUACUACUACCACUUACACACCAUGGACCGGUACAUACACUUCCACUAUUGGUACCAGUGUUACCACCAGUGUUGGUUCAGAUGGUAUUCCAACAACCUCUACUAUCUACACAGUUGAGACUCCAGAAGUUGAAGGUACCACUACUACAUACACACCAUGGACUGGUACCUACACAUCUACUAUUGGCACUACUGUAGUUACAACUACUGGUACUGAUGGCAAACCAACCACCUCUACCACCUACACAGUUGAGACUCCAGAAACCAACGGUGUCACAACUACCUAUACUCCAUGGACUGGUACAAUUACUUCCACUAUUGGCACUACUGUAGUUACUACUACUGGUACUGAUGACAAACCAACCACCUCUACCACCUACACAGUUGAGACUCCAGAAACCAACGGUGUUACAACUACGUACACACCAUGGACUGGUACAUACACUUCCACUAUUGGCACUACUGUAGUUACAACUACUGGUACUGAUGGCAAACCAACCACCUCUACCACCUACACAGUUGAGACUCCAGAAACCAACGGUGUUACAACUACGUACACACCAUGGACUGGUACAUACACUUCCACUAUUGGCACUACUGUAGUUACUACUACUGGUACUGAUGGCAAACCAACCACCUCUACCACCUACACAGUUGAGACUCCAGAAACCAACGGUGUCAGAACUACCUAUACUCCAUGGACUGGUACCUACACAUCUACUAUUGGCACUACUGUAGUUACAACUACUGGUAUUGAUGGCAAACCAACCACAUCUACCACCUACACAGUUGAGACUCCAGAAACCAACGGUGUUACAACUACGUACACACCAUGGACUGGUACAUACACUUCCACUAUUGGCACUACUGUAGUUACUACUACUGGUACUGAUGGCAAACCAACCACCUCUACCACCUACACAGUUGAGACUCCAGAAACCAACGGUGUCACAACUACCUAUACUCCAUGGACUGGUACAAUUACUUCCACUAUUGGCACUACUGUAGUUACAACUAUUGGUACUGAUGGCAAACCAACCACCUCUACCACCUACACAGUUGAGACUCCAGAAACCAACGGUGUUACAACUACGUACACACCAUGGACUGGUACAUACACUUCCACUAUUGGUACCAGUGUUACCACCAGUGUUGGUUCAGAUGGUAUUCCAACAACCUCUACUAUCUACACAGUUGAGACUCCAGAAGUUGAAGGUACCACUACUACAUACACACCAUGGACUGGUACCUACACAUCUACUAUUGGCACUACUGUAGUUACAACUACUGGUACUGAUGGCAAACCAACCACCUCUACCACCUACACAGUUGAGACUCCAGAAACCAACGGUGUUACCACCACUUAUGUUCCAUGGACUGGUACAAUUACUUCCACUAUUGGCACUACUGUAGUUACAACUACUGGUACUGAUGGCAAACCAACCACCUCUACCACCUACACAGUUGAGACUCCAGAAACCAACGGUGUUACAACUACGUACACACCAUGGACUGGUACAUACACUUCCACUAUUGGCACUACUGUAGUUACUACUACUGGUACUGAUGGCAAACCAACCACCUCUACCACCUACACAGUUGAGACUCCAGAAACCAACGGUGUCACAACUACCUAUACUCCAUGGACUGGUACAAUUACUUCCACUAUUGGCACUACUGUAGUUACUACUACUGGUACUGAUGACAAACCAACCACCUCUACCACCUACACAGUUGAGACUCCAGAAACCAACGGUGUUACAACUACGUACACACCAUGGACUGGUACAUACACUUCCACUAUUGGCACUACUGUAGUUACAACUACUGGUACUGAUGGCAAACCAACCACCUCUACCACCUACACAGUUGAGACUCCAGAAACCAACGGUGUUACAACUACGUACACACCAUGGACUGGUACAUACACUUCCACUAUUGGCACUACUGUAGUUACUACUACUGGUACUGAUGGCAAACCAACCACCUCUACCACCUACACAGUUGAGACUCCAGAAACCAACGGUGUCAGAACUACCUAUACUCCAUGGACUGGUACCUACACAUCUACUAUUGGCACUACUGUAGUUACAACUACUGGUAUUGAUGGCAAACCAACCACAUCUACCACCUACACAGUUGAGACUCCAGAAACCAACGGUGUUACAACUACGUACACACCAUGGACUGGUACAUACACUUCCACUAUUGGCACUACUGUAGUUACUACUACUGGUACUGAUGGCAAACCAACCACCUCUACCACCUACACAGUUGAGACUCCAGAAACCAACGGUGUCACAACUACCUAUACUCCAUGGACUGGUACAAUUACUUCCACUAUUGGCACUACUGUAGUUACAACUAUUGGUACUGAUGGCAAACCAACCACCUCUACCACCUACACAGUUGAGACUCCAGAAACCAACGGUGUUACAACUACGUACACACCAUGGACUGGUACAUACACUUCCACUAUUGGUACCAGUGUUACCACCAGUAUUGGAUCAGAUGGUAUUACAACCACCUCUACUAUCUACACAGUUGAGACUCCAGAAGUUGAAGGUACUACUACUACCUACACACCAUGGACCGGUACAUACACUUCCACUAUUGGUACCAGUGUUACCACCAGUGUUGGUUCAGAUGGUAUUCCAACAACCUCUACUAUCUACACAGUUGAGACUCCAGAAGUUGAAGGUACCACUACUACAUACACACCAUGGACUGGUACCUACACAUCUACUAUUGGCACUACUGUAGUUACAACUACUGGUACUGAUGGCAAACCAACCACCUCUACCACCUACACAGUUGAGACUCCAGAAACCAACGGUGUUACCACCACUUAUGUUCCAUGGACUGGUACAAUUACUUCCACUAUUGGCACUACUGUAGUUACAACUACUGGUACUGAUGGCAAACCAACCACCUCUACCACCUACACAGUUGAGACUCCAGAAACCAACGGUGUUACAACUACGUACACACCAUGGACUGGUACAUACACUUCCACUAUUGGUACUACUGUAGUUACAACUACUGGUACUGAUGGCAAACCAACCACCUCUACCACCUACACAGUUGAGACUCCAGAAUUUAAUGGUGUUAGUACCACUUAUACUUUUUGGACUGGUUCAUUUACCUCAACUUAUUUAACUACUAUAUUUACUACCACUGGCUCUAAUGGCAAACCAACCACCUCUACCACUUACACAGUUGAGACUCCAGAAUUUAAUGGCGUUAGUACCACUUAUACUUUUUGGACUGGUUCAUUUACCUCAACUUAUUUAACUACUAUAUUUACUACCACUGGCUCUAAUGGAUUGUCUACCACUUCCACUAUCAUUUACGUUGAAACACCAGGAUUUGGUUAUUUCAAUACUACUAGCUCUAAAUCAUCUCCAUUGACUACUAUUCCAGGUACUACCUCUACUUCUGAAACUGUUUCUCCAGUUAAUCCAACUACUGAGACAUCUGGAUUGCCUUCUAGUGUUACAAGAACUACUGUGAUUGUUACAUCUGGCAGAACUAUAACCUCGACUAUUGUCACAUGCGAUGCUACUACCACCACUGUUCCAAACAAUAGCAACAACAAUAAUGGUGGUUCUAACAAUUCCGGUUCCGAAGUUUAUUCUGUUAGUUCUGAGACUUCCAAUACACCAGUUACUGUUACUAAGACUAGUGUAUUCACUACAUCUGGAAGUACCAUUACUGCUACUAUCACCUCUACUAUUGUUCCAAAUAACAACAACAACAAUGGUGGAUCUGGUAGUUCCGAAACUGGUAAUACACCAGUUACUGUUACCAAGACUAGCGUGUACACUACAUCUGGUAGCACCAUUACUGCUACUAUCACCUCUACUAUUGUUCCAAAUAACAACAACAACAAUGGUGGAUCUGGUAGUUCCGAAACUGCUAAUACACCAGUUACUGUUACUAAGACUAGUGUGUACACUACAUCUGGUAGCACCAUUACUGCUACUAUCACCUCUACUAUUGUUCCAAAUAACAACAACAACAAUGGUGGAUCUGGUAGUUCCGAAACUGGUAAUACACCAGUUACUGUUACCAAGACUAGCGUGUACACUACAUCUGGUAGCACCAUUACUGCUACUAUCACCUCUACUAUUGUUCCAAACAACAACAAUAACAAUGGUGGAUCUGGUAGUUCUGAGGCUGCUAAUACACCAGUUACUGUUACUAAGACUAGUGUGUACACUACAUCUGGUAGUACCAUUACUGCUACUAUCACCUCCACUAUUGUUCCAAAUAACAACAACAACAACGGUGGAUCUGGUAGUUCUGAAACUGGUAAUACACCAGUCACUGUUACCAAGACUAGUGUAUUCACUACUUCGGGUAGUACCAUUACUGCCACUAUCACCUCUACUAUUGUUCCAAAUGACAACAACAACAACGGUGGAUCUGGUAGUUCUGAGACUGCUAAUACACCAGUUACUGUUACUAAGACUAGUGUGUACACUACAUCAGGUAGUACCAUCACAUCUGUUACUACAUCUACUAUUGUUCCAAACAAUAAUAAUGAAAAUGGAUCAGGUUCUUCAGGCAAUGCUAGUGAAUAUGUUGAGACUAUUUCUUCUGGUUCUGUUUAUACCACUGUUACCAAGAGUGCCAAUGGUAACUCUGGUAAUUCCGACAAUGUUAUUACCAAGACCACAUCUGGUGGCAAAGUUAUUACCACCACUAUUCAAUCAGAAACUGUUUCUAGCACAGCUGCUAUUGAGGUUCAAAGUAUUCAAUCUCAACCAGCAUCUAGUGGAUUAAUUUCUAUUUACCAAGCUGGUGCUGUUUCAAACAGAAUAUCUACCUUCAAGAUGUUCUUUACUUUAUUUGUUUUGUUUUUCAAUUUAUUUUAA